AUGAGGAAUUUGAAAAAUAGAUAUAAAGGCUUAAAUUUGAAAAGUAUUUUAAUACAAAAUACAGAUGAGUUUUGUCGCAAUACCACGCUGCAUGGCAUGAAAUAUGUGGCAGAUAAUAGAUUAAAGCCAAGUGAAAGAUGCUUUUUUGCUUUAUCCAUUUUAACGGUGGUUUGCUUAGCAAUUUACUUGAUUGCUCGAGUCUAUGACAAAUGGUCUACAACUCCCGUAAUUGUGGGUAUUAAUCCGGAACCCACAUUCAUAACUGAUGAGCCAUUUCCUGCUGUAUCCAUUUGUAACUUAAAUCAAGCUUUGGCUGCCAAGGCGGAAUAUUUUUCAAGGAAUUCUCCUGAGUAUGCCAUGCUGCAAUUGUUGUGCAAGCGAGAGGUCAAUACAUCCAUGUUACGAACUUUAACGAAUUGGAAUAAUUUGGAGAGUUUUAUUUUAAAUAUCUCUCAACCCUGUGAGGAUAUGUUGCUUGAUUGUCGUUUUGGUGGUAGAAAUUACAAUUGCAGUCAUAUUUUCCAUCCCUUGGUAACAGAUGAAGGUCUAUGCUGUGUUUUUAACAUGCUAAAUCCCAAGUUUAUGUAUGUUUCUCACACACCACUGACCUAUCACAAUCUUACAAAUUACAUCAUGCACAAACCUGUCGAUUGGUAUUCAGAAAAGGGUUAUCCAGAUGAUUUACCCACACAUUUCUAUCCCCACAAAGUGCCGGGUGUAGGAGAAUCAUUGGGAUUGUCGGUAACGCUUGAUGUACAGCAAGCAAAAUACUAUUGCUCAUCAUCGAGUAGUGUGGGUUUUAAAUUUGCCCUGCACAGUCCCAACGAAUCGCCAAAUAUACGAGAGACCGGGAUCUUUAUAGAAAAUGGCAAAGAGAGCAAAUUACGCAUUAAACCAUAUAAAACUGAAACCGAACAGCAUUUGAGAGGCAUCAAUAGAAAUUUGCGGCAUUGUUUAUUCCACAAUGAGGGAAAUUUGAAAUUUUUUGCUCAUUACACACAGCGGAAUUGUGAAAUGGAAUGUGUGGCGGAGAUAUCGCGUAAAUAUUGUGGCUGUGUCAGUUAUUUUAUGCCCAAAAUAUUUAACAAUAUAUCGAUCUGCAGCAUAAAUGAUGCAAAGUGUGAGCGCAAGGUCAUGUUGCGCAUGGACAACAGAAUUAAAUCGUGUGUGGAUGAUUGCUUGCCCAGUUGUUAUGAAUUGAAUUUCGAAGUUGAUUCGUUUUCCACAAAACUCUCUCAUAAUGGUUUCGAUAUCAGCAAUACGUUAGUUAUGAAUAUGAGCCAUUUGUAUGUGGAAGAGAAUAUUGCAGUUGUUCACAUGUAUUUCAAGGAGAAUUCAUUUCGCAGUAAUAUGCAAACGGAAUUUGUUGGCAUAUCGGAUUUUCUAUCCAGCAUUGGUGGCUUAAUGGGCCUUUUUCUGGGCUUCAGUUUUGUAUCUAUAGCCGAGCUUAUAUAUUAUGCCAUUAUACGUCCUUAUCGUUCGAUCAGCAAAUUCACUCAGACCAAAGAUAUUUAUGAAACUUUGGAAAAUGGCACUCAAAGUCGUUCAGCAAUACCUACGAAAACCCUUAAUAGAUCGGUUAAGAAACGUUAUAAUAAUAAUGUAUUUCCCUCGGUAAAAAUUCACAGUGAUAAAAAGCAUUUAGUGGAUCAUAAAAUGCCGUUGCCUUAUUUAUUGAGUGGUGAUUUGGAAAAACAUGGAAAAAGUGGCAGUUAUGGCUGGUUGGAAUAA
This is a messenger RNA of Calliphora vicina (urban bluebottle blowfly), 1731 nucleotides long. RefSeq names its product pickpocket protein 28-like. Gene Ontology annotation, biological process: sodium ion transmembrane transport. The transcript has 6 exons. Bases 1 to 1731 code for a protein of 576 amino acids. Gene Ontology annotation, molecular function: ligand-gated sodium channel activity. Gene Ontology annotation, cellular component: plasma membrane. The record is from RefSeq and is a predicted model, not a curated record. NCBI's taxonomy places the organism in Eukaryota, Metazoa, Arthropoda, Insecta, Diptera, Calliphoridae.